AUGGAAAAUAAAGAAUCAAUUAUAAUAGACAAGAAUAAAAUAAAAGCGAAUGAUAUUCAUUUAAAUAUAAAAGAAUGGAUUACAAGCAUAGAAGAUUGUGAAGCUUUUUUUAGAAAUAGAAAAAUAAUGUAUUUUUCUGAUUAUUUAUCUAAAUUUGAUGAUGAUAUAAAAAAUAAAAUAGAGAACGAAGAAAUAAUUAUUAUAUGUACUGUUGUUAAUAUACCAUAUAAAGUAAGAAAAUAUAAUGAAGAAAAAUAUAUCUUUUGGGAUAUCUCUGAUUUAAAAGAAACACAAUCACGAUUAUUUUUAUCUGGGGAAAUUUGUGAAGAAAAUGAAAAUGAAAAAGAAGGUGUUGUAGUUGCUUUAAUUAAUCCUCUGAUGAAAGAAAAAGAUCCUCAAUAUUAUAAUUCAAGAAUCUUAGAAAUACACAAGAAAAAUAAUUUAAGAUUAAUAGGUUUAAUUGAUGGAUUAGAAAGAUGUAAAGGAAUAACAAAAAGUGGUAGUAACUGUAAAAUAACACUUUAUGCCCCAUUAUAUGGAUAUUAUUGUAAAUAUCACAUUAAGCAAAAUAAAACACAUAAGAAGAGAAAACAAAUUAAUAAUGAAAAUGAUGAAAAUAAAAAUGAUGAUAAAAAAUGCAUAAAAAGCAUUGACAUUGAUACAAAAGAUAGUUUAAAUAAUAAUGAUAAUUAUAAAAAAAAUAGUAAAAAGAAAAAAGAAGAAAAAGAUAUUGAUACAGAAGAAUAUUUUGAUGUAGAAUCUAUUAUAGGAAUGUAUAGUAAAAAAGUAGUAGCUAAAGAUAAAAAAAAAAAAAUUGAAAUAAUUAAUAAAAGAAUAAAAGAGUUAGAUGAUUAUGCAAAAUUAAACAAGAAUGAAAACUAUUUAGAUGCUAUAAAAAAUGAUACUAUGAAACAAGAAUGUUCAACACAAAAAUCCGUCAAUGAUAUAUUUUCAGAGCAAUGUCCAGAGCUUAUAUAUUUGAUUAAUAAAUCAAAUAAAAUAACUGAAAAAGAAGAAAAUAAAAAUGAGGAUUUAAAAAUGAAAGAAGAUAUAAAUACAAUAAAUGAAAAUAUUGUUUCAUAUGAGGAAAAGCAAAAAAGAAAAUUUGAAAAUUUUUUAAGUAAAUUAAUUGAAUUGCAAAAAUCUAAAGAUGAAAAUGACAUGAAAACAUUGUUAAAAGGUUUAAUUUAUGUUACUAACAACUUUAAUUUUCAUUUAAAACAUAUAGAAAACUCAAAUAUAUUCGAUAUUUGUUAUAAAUUAAUGGAUCAUAGAAAUGAAGAAAUUGCAAUAGCAGCUCUAAAAUUUAAAAGGAAAAUUAACAAUUUAUAUAUUGAUUAUUACAAAAAUAGACUUAAAAAACAUAAAGUUGAAACAUCAGGAGACAAAAAUAAUUGUUAA
Molecule: messenger RNA, 1401 nt
Organism: Plasmodium gallinaceum
Lineage: Eukaryota; Apicomplexa; Aconoidasida; Haemosporida; Plasmodiidae
Gene: NUP116
Product: nucleoporin NUP116/NSP116, putative
Exons: 1
Coding region: 1-1401 (466 amino acids)
Biological process (GO): DNA replication initiation
Cellular component (GO): replication fork protection complex
Molecular function (GO): DNA replication origin binding; single-stranded DNA binding
Source: RefSeq, a predicted model, not a curated record